CUCCUAGCUCCACCACAGGAGAGAUCUCUUCCUCCUACCAAUUGCAUCAGUCUCCCCAGAAGCUCUGAGAGACGCCGAGUAGAGGGCAGCAAUUCUCAGGGGCCCAUCAUCCGACUGCCCAGCACCCAGCUCCCAGCGAGCAGACCCGGCCGCCUUGGCGGUCACCUCCCCUGGCUCUGAUGGCUCCCCUGAGGCAGGCAGGCUGGAUGUGGAGAAAGUUCCCAGAGGGGAGGGGAGCCCGGUUUCGGUUUCUCUCUCUCAGCUGCUUCUCUGUCACGCUCAGUCGACACAAGCGCCACAAGAACUGCAAGAAGCGGAGCAGGCCAGCGCCUCAGGACUGCAGGAGGCCCCAGCUGUCCCAUUACAAGGCAACUUACACCCAGCCACCAAACGUGCAUCCUCGAAGCAGCAAGAGGCCGCUCCGCACCCCUCCACACCCCAACCCCCCGGCCAUGGCCUUCAGCACCACGCAGCGGGCAGAGUUCAUUCCCUGGGAGCUGGGCCAGAGGACCAAGCCGCCUGUCCAGGAGGCGUAUCAGUGCCCACAGGAGCCCUUCCAAAGCCAGAGUCUGUACCGCCUCCACUUCCCGCCCAGGGAGCCGGUCGUGACCACCCUCCGGCAGCCCCCGACUCCCAGGCAGCCUGACGGCUCCGGCUUCCCCCACACCACCACCACCAAGGAGAGCUACAAAGGAUGGCGAGCGGAACACCCAGCCUGCUAUGGAGAGCCACCAGCCCUGGCAGGCGCUCUCCUGUCCCCUGACCGGGCAGCCGAGAUGGAAAGCACCACGCAGCGAGAGUUCACUGAGAAACGCAUCCCCAAACCGGAGCUGGUCAAAGGCCUCCAGGCUCAGCUCACCAUUGAAGGUGAUCAUGACAUGACGACAACCCACCAGAGCACCUACCAGUCUGUGCCCUUGGAGAAGCGGGUAGCCCAGUCACGCGGUAAAGGAGUAGUGCCAGCAGGGAAACGAGCCCAGGUGGAAUACAUGACCAAGUACCAGAGCGAUUUCCCAGCAUGCAGCUUGUUACCUGCACGGAUUCAGCCUGCUCAGCCUCCUCUGGACAACCUGGCAAUCAACCAGGGCUUCAGCACAGAUUUUCAGACGGUGCAGAGGGAAAGCUACCAUGGCUGGGACACCCGCAGAUACCCUCGUGCCUGCCCCAUCAAGCUGAAAGAGGAGCUGGCAGACUUGGGGAAAGAGAGGGAUGGAAAAUUCAGUGGAGACACUGUGACCAAGCUCUCUUACCCUCCUCUGCCCUUGGACAGGCCUCCGGGGACUAUCCAGUGGCCCCCCACAGUGCUGAGAUCCCUCCCUGCAAAGUUUGAUGAUUCCACAGCCCACAAGUUCUUCUUCAGAGAGUGGAGAGUCCAGCCCCGAAUCCGGCAAGGUGACCCCCACGAUGGAGUCUACAUCCGACCUCUGGGCAAGUUUGAAAGCCAAACUACCACACACAGCACAUUCCUGCCCCAGAGAGCGGAGAAGGUGAAGAACUGCAAACCAGAGCAGAAACCCAUCCAAGCACAGGGAAAGCAGGAUUUCUCCACCAUCCACAGGGAGUCUUACAGGCCAAUCCCACUCCCAGUCUGUCGUUUGCAAAUGUACUUGAUCCAGCAACAGCAGCAGGGAAGAGAAACAAUGAAUUCUCUUGUGCCCGUUAAAGCCUGAUAUGCAGUGUGGAUCCAGGUCCCUCAGCCAAAUCAACUCUGUCCCCAGAAUGCUAAUGGGCAAACCAUUACUAACUAGACAAUUUGAUAAACUGUUUUUUGUGCAUCUUAGCAACAUUAAAAUGGCAUCUAAAAUCUCUGAAACUUGAGUGCCUACACUGCAGAGGUGUGAUUGCAGCUCGCACAGAAGUACUCACACUAACUUUUAAUCUAGCUACCAUGGCUAAAAACAAAGAUGCAGCAGCACAGAAUAGGAACCCAAGUACACAGCAAGGGUUCUCGGCAGGCUUGUACAGCCUGCAGGUCUUCACUGCCUUUUAGCCAGGUUAGCGAGAUUCAAGCUAGCGUGGGUAAGCAAUCACAGUGCAGACACAUCCUAGAAUAGCUGCCGUUAAUUUGGGUGUUGUGCAUGGAUGUGGUGGUUUAAGUUACAGCAAUACAAAAUGUAAUAGCUAUUGAAAUUAUUCAAUAAUUUGUACCUAAUUUCAUUGUAUUUCCUGUUUGUUUAAGGAUUCUGUGGGAAUGCUACCAUUAAUAUUUUAACACUAGCUUUCAGAGUGCAUUAGUCUAUUUUGCAUUUUAUUUUAAAGAUAAUAAAAAUUGCUUGUGCUUAGUAUUAGCACUUAAAUAGUCCUGAUUAGACGGAUGUGCACUCCUCAGCAAAAGGAGUGUUCCCAACUUUCUCUCUAUCUGAAGAAUCCCAGACAGUAGUUUUCUGCAAGUCUGGAGUAACAGAGGAGCACCAGCAGCACGUGACUAUCAGAAAAAUCAGAUGACAAAAAAAAUAUUUACAUAAUGUACCUCCCAUAAGGCUUUAUGGAAAUAUGCUUAGAAUGUGUUUUAUGCUACAUAUGCCAUGUAACAUAUCUUUGUUAAGGUUAUGAUCUACUGAAUGUAUUAAUACAUGCAUGCAAAUAGGAUUAUUUGAAUGUUGGCUGUGCACUGGCUUGAUUUCUAAAUAACCUUAGUAGAGCAUUUGGUCAGUUCCUGGAGAAAGGAAUGUUGAAAUUAAGUACCUAAUCAAGCA
This is a messenger RNA of Chrysemys picta bellii (western painted turtle), 2696 nucleotides long. RefSeq names its product stabilizer of axonemal microtubules 1-like. The record is from RefSeq and is a predicted model, not a curated record. Gene Ontology annotation, molecular function: microtubule binding. NCBI's taxonomy places the organism in Eukaryota, Metazoa, Chordata, Testudines, Emydidae. Gene Ontology annotation, cellular component: cytoskeleton.